CCGCCCCGCAGACAUGGCUGCGCUGCCGCUGCCCGCCCGGGGGGACCGGCGGAUCGGGGCGCUGCGCACACCGGACCCGGACCCGGGGGAGCCGGAGCGUAAGCGAGCAUGCAAGCAGCUAGAAACCAUCCCCAAUGAGGCUGAGACUCAUCUGCUUGGUUAUGCCAUGGAGCUGGAUUCCAAACAGAAAAUCUCCUCUGACUGUGGUCCUUGGGCUACAAAGGCAAAGCAGAAUUCAAUGGUUUUUGAAAACCGUGGAAGCAGAGGUACUGCUCAGCCUUGCCCAAGAUGUAUUGCUGGAGAAUCUGGCCACUUCAAUCAUAUCCUGAGCUUCUAGAAGUGGCAAGAGAGAAGAUCGGCAGUGCUGCUGUUCAGUUUGAGUUCUGAAGCUAGACCUGGCAACCUGUGCAGCUGGAUAUCUGUACCUUCACUCGAAGCAUGGACUUGCGUGGACACGUGUGUGUCAGUCAGCAUACA
Molecule: messenger RNA, 477 nt
Organism: Pezoporus flaviventris
Lineage: Eukaryota; Metazoa; Chordata; Aves; Psittaciformes; Psittacidae
Gene: CUNH10orf143
Product: chromosome unknown C10orf143 homolog
Exons: 4
Coding region: 14-337 (107 amino acids)
Source: RefSeq, a predicted model, not a curated record